AUGAGCGCAGUGGAGCAACAGCCUCCCGUGGCAGAGGCCAAACUCGUGCCUGAGCCAGGGAAAGCUUCCAGAGAUGAGGCUGUUGUUACCACCAAAGAGACCUCGAAGACAGAGGCAGCGCCUUUUAGCAACUACUGGCGCAUCCUCUCCCAUCGGACCACGGCUGACGGAUAUGUUCUGCUCCUUGGCCUGUUAUGCGGCGUUGGAUCCGGUACUGCUAUGCCGCUCAUGAAUAUCGUCUUUGGAAAUUUGGUCGGCGACUUCAAUGGAUACUUCCUUCCCAAUACUACGGUGACAGAGGCCAAGUUUAAGUCAAGCGUGAACCGGAAUGCGCUCUACAUCGUCUACCUAUUCAUAGGCAAGUUCGUCCUGACGUAUGUCUCAAUGUUCUGCUUUCGGACUACGGGACUCCGUGUAUCGGCCCGGAUUAGACUCGCCUACCUUGAAUCUCUCUUCGCACAAUCGGUGGAAAAGCUCGAUUCGGUGUCUUCUGGGAGUGUCGCCAAUACAAUCACGACCUCGGCCAAUACCAUCCAGAUGAGCAUCUCGGACAAACUCUAUGGACUCUUCAUGAGCCUGGCCCUUACCAUUUCAGCCUUUGCCAUUGCCUUCCGGUAUUCGUGGGCGGUAACCCUUGUCUGCACCUCUGCCCUCGUAUUCAUAUUCCUGACUUACUCCGUCACUGCUCCCUACAUCAUCAAGGGGCUCCAGAAGUUGGGCAAAGCCAAUGAGGCAGCUGCAUCUACAGCAGGGGAGAUCUUCUCCUCAAUCAGAGCUGUAUUCUCACUCAAUGCAGAAAAGACCAUGACGAAGAAAUAUUUUGCUCAUCUGGAGGAAGCCGACAGAACAGGAUUUGCUCUGUCCGUCCCAUACGGGCUUCAAUUUGCCCCCAUUUUCUUCGCCAUGUACUCGAACUACGCACUUGCCUUUUGGUUCGGACUCAAGCUUUUCCGCGAAGGCCAUAUCUCGAACAUCGGCACGGUAGUCACUGUCUUCUUCUCUGUCAUGAUCGUGAUCGCUGUCCUAGGAGUCAUGGUCGCCCCCAUCAUGGAGAUCCAGAAAGCAGUCGGCGUUUCGACCGAGUUCUUCUCCAUGAUCGAUUCCAAACCGGUGAAGCAGGACGGUGUCUCUGAACCAGAUGUCUCUGCCCAUGACGACAUCGAACUCAGAGACGUCUCUUUUGCAUAUCCAACCAGACCUACUGUCCAGGUGCUCAAAGGGUUCAAUGCUCGGUUUGAAACGGGAAAGACCACUGCCCUCGUCGGUCCUUCAGGGUCUGGUAAGAGUACCAUAGUUGCAUUGUUGGAGCGGUGGUAUGAAUUGGGAGACGACCAGCCAGAAAAGCCCGAAACUACAAAUGAACUGUCAGCAAACGUCACAUCUUCUGUUGAGAAGGGAGAAGCGCACAAAGGGUUACCAAGCCGCACCAGCGGCGUUGUCUCGAUCGGAGGCCGCGACAUAAAUGAAGUCAACUUGAAGUGGUGGAGGUCGAAGAUUGGCCUUGUUCAACAGGAACCAUUCCUUUUCAACGACACCAUCCUCAAUAAUGUCGCCUUUGGCCUGAUAGGGACUAAUUGGGAGCACGAGGAUGAGGCAGUCAAGAGGAUUCGGGUUGAGAAGGCAUGUCAGGAAGCCUUUGCGGAUGAGUUCAUCCAACAACUGCCAGAGGGAUACUUGACAAAAGUCGGAGAGAGCGGUAUCAAGCUGAGUGGUGGCCAACGACAGCGGCUCGCCAUUGCUCGCAGUAUUAUACGUGAGCCCGCCAUCCUCAUCUUGGAUGAGGCCACCAGUUCGAUCGACGUCCGUGGUGAGAGAAUAGUCCAAAAGGCCCUUGACCGAGUCUCUCGAGAUCGCACGACCAUUGUUAUCGCCCACAGGCUCUCGACUAUCCGCAAAGCGGACAAGAUCAUUGUCAUGCGUGAAGGAUGCAAGGUGGAGGAAGGCACCCACCAGCAACUUUUGUCUAUGCCUGACGGGCUCUACGCAAGCCUGGUACGGGCGCAACAACUUGAGGCAGAAUCUGCGCCCGACACGGUAGAAAAUGAGGACGAGGUCUAUUUUGACAAUCUCGAGCGAAAAGAGACAACUGGCUCUCUAAAGGAAAAGCCAGAUGGACCAACUUCAACUUACAAGGCAAAGGGGUUUUUCCGUUCUUUCGGCCGGUUCAUCUACGAACAACGGAGACAGUGGGUUCUCUACCUUUUUGUGCUGGCAGGGGCAUCGGGAGCAGGAGCCUCCUUCUCAAUCCAAAGCUAUAUCUUCGCUCACGUAGUGGAAGUCUUUCGACUGACCGGGGCCAAGAUGAAAGAACGAGGUGACUUCUGGUCACUGAUGUUCUUCAUCCUUGCCCUGGGCGUCGCGACAUGUUAUUUCAUCGCGAUAUACUGUGCCAACAAUGUCUCCGUGCGCAUUUCAUCGACAUAUAAAAAGGAGUACUUCCAGAACAUCCUGCGGAAUCCCGUGUCAUUCUUCGAUAUGGAGGAAAAUGCUUCCGGGUCUCUGAUGUCGCGACUAUCAACCGAUCCAAAGCAGGUCCAGGACCUAUUGGGUCUAAACGGCAUCUUCCCCAUCAUAUCGAUUUUCAACAUUACUGGUUGCGUGGCGAUCGCCUUCACCUUUGGCUGGAAGCUGACGGUGGUCACCUUCUUCUCUGCCAUGCCCGUCAUCUUCAUUGCCGCCUUUGUCCGCAUCCGAUAUGAGCUCGAAUUUGAGAAAUGGAACAGCGAGGUGUUUUCCCACAGCUCGCAAUUUGCCACCGAAGCCAUUGGCGCUUUUCGCACAGUCACCGCCUUGACCAUGGAGGACUCCAUUGUUCGGAAGUACUCGGACCUUUUGGGAGUUCAAAUCAAAAAGGCAACGUUCAAGGCGACAUAUGCUGCGCUGGUGUUCGCCCUGUCCGACAGCAUAGAGCUUUGUGCCAUGGCUCUGACAUUUUGGUAUGGAGGACAGCUCUUGGCUUCACGGGAAUAUAAUCCCACGCAGUUUUUCGUCAUCUACGUGGCAAUCAUCCAAGGCGCCCAAGGCGCCGGGCAGUUCUUAAGCUUCAGCCCCAACAUCUCUCAGGCCACAGCGGCGGCAAACCGCAUUCUAGGGCUCCGCCAACAAGCGACUGGAACACAGAAAGCAACCAGCUCCCACUCCGGCAAGGCCUUGCAGGCGGUGGCGAAAGAUGUCGGAGGAGCCAGCAUCAAGUUCUCCGGUGUCACCUUCAAGUAUCCAACGCGGGAUACACCGAUCUAUCGGAAUCUCAGUUUCUCGAUGGAGAGCGGUCAGUUCGUGGCUUUCGUGGGACCCUCCGGGUGUGGUAAAACCACCGUGAUUUCGUUGCUCGAGCGAUUCUACGAACCUCUUUCGGGAACCAUCACUUUCAACGGCGUUGAUAUUCGGGACAUCGAGUUGUCAUCGUACCGACGAGCAGUGUCGCUUGUUGCUCAGGAACCCAAACUGUUUGACGGAACCAUUCGUGAAAACCUUGUUCUUGGCCUCCAGGAUCCCGACGACGGGGAGAAAGAAUCCGUCUCAGAAGAGAGAAUCAUACAGGCGUGCAAAGAUGCCGAGAUCCACGAUUUCAUCAUCUCCCUUCCCGACGGAUACGACACAGCUUUAGGGAUCAACACCCAAACGUCGCUCAGUGGCGGCCAGAAGCAGCGAUUGUGUCUGGCGCGGGCUCUGCUACGGGAUCCUUCGCUUCUGCUUCUGGAUGAGGCCACUUCCAGCCUUGAUUCGCAAUCCGAAAAGCUGGUGCAGGGCGCCAUCGAGCGGCUGGUGGGUCAGCGCAGCAUGACGGUCGUUGCUGUGGCGCAUCGCCUCGCGACUAUCCGGAAGGCAGAUGUCAUUUUCGUCUUUGGUGCAAAUGAGGUCGGUCAUGGCUCGAGGAUCCUCGAACAUGGCACGCAUCAUGAAUUGGUUGCUAGGAGAGGUAUAUAUUGGCAGAUGUGUCAGGAACAAGCUCUGGAUCGAUAA
Exophiala dermatitidis NIH/UT8656 is the source of this 3963-nucleotide messenger RNA. Its product is annotated as ATP-binding cassette, subfamily B (MDR/TAP), member 1. The transcript is spliced from 11 exons. Bases 1 to 3963 code for a protein of 1320 amino acids. Gene Ontology annotation, cellular component: membrane. Gene Ontology annotation, biological process: transmembrane transport. The record is from RefSeq and is a predicted model, not a curated record. NCBI's taxonomy places the organism in Eukaryota, Fungi, Ascomycota, Eurotiomycetes, Chaetothyriales, Herpotrichiellaceae. Gene Ontology annotation, molecular function: ABC-type transporter activity; ATP binding; ATP hydrolysis activity.